Molecule: messenger RNA, 1828 nt
Organism: Poecilia latipinna (sailfin molly)
Lineage: Eukaryota; Metazoa; Chordata; Actinopteri; Cyprinodontiformes; Poeciliidae
Gene: ift38
Product: clusterin associated protein 1
Exons: 13
Coding region: 133-1557 (474 amino acids)
Biological process (GO): cilium assembly
Cellular component (GO): microtubule organizing center; cilium; intraciliary transport particle B
Source: RefSeq, a predicted model, not a curated record
UCCGUAGAACAGAAUGUGUUUCCAUAGCGACCAUUUAUAGCAUAGACCACGGGAUCGUCUUUGUAACGGUACCAGGUAACAAAAUGAUGUCUGUAAACGCCCUAGGACAUAUGUAAUUUAUGCGAAGUCAACAUGUCCUUCAGAGAUUUAAAAAACUUCACAGAAAUGAUGAGGGCCUUGGGCUACCCUCGCCUCAUAUCUAUGGAAAAUUUCGUAACACCAAACUUCACCCUAGUAGCAGAAAUCCUAAUAUGGCUUGUAAGGAGAUACGAGCCUCACGUUGAUAUCCCCACUGAUGUGGACACAGAGUCAGACAGAAUAUUCUUCAUUAAGGCAGUGGUUCAAUUCAUGGCAACCAAGGCUCACAUCAAGCUAAACACCAAGCAUCUCUACCAGGCUGACGGCUAUGCAGUGAAAGAGAUGCUGAAGAUCACAUCGGUGCUGUACAAUGCCAUGAAAACCAAGCAGAUGGCUUUGGAGGAUGCAGUGGAGGAAGAUAGCAACAAGUUCAAGUUUGAUCUUGGCUCUAGGAUCUCUGAGCUCAAAGCAGCACGUCAGCUGGCAUCUGAAAUCACAUCCAGAGGAGCAUCUCUGUAUGAUUUACUGGGGAAAGAGGCAGAGCUCAGGGAAAUGAGAACUGCUGCCAUUGCUCGACCUCUUGAGAUCAAUGAGACAGAAAAGGCACUGAGAGCUGCAAUCAAAGAAACUCUGGAAAUUGUCGAAAAGAUCAAAGAGAUGCUUAGUAAUGUCGUCUCAGACGAGACCAGUCUGGACGCCAAGAUAGAGAAGAAGAAGCAGGAUCUGGAGAGGCAUCAGAAGAGGCUGCAGACUUUACAGAGUGUCAGGCCAGCAUUCAUGGAUGAAUAUGAAAAGAUAGAAGAAGAGCUGCAGAAGCAAUAUGAAGUCUUUGUGGAGAAAUUCAGAAACCUCACCUACCUGGAGUCACAACUGGAUGAGUACCACAGGCUGGAGCAGGAUAGGUUUGAGGAAGCUGAAAACUGCCUGAGGAUAAUGCAACACAAACUAAGGGAGGAGGAGAGAGAUCUGAUGAAGGGCUCAUUGAAAGACUCUGAUUCUGAUUUGGAUGUUCCAGAGGACGAAGGGUCAGAUAGUGACCUUGAAGAAUCUCGUCCAUCUAAGCCACAGCCCUCAAGAAAUGCCCCCAUGGCAGGAAGAGGAGCACGGUUCAUUGGCAACAUGCAGGGUGAUGACAGUGAAGAGGGGCUUUUAGCAGUCUCCAGAAGGUCAGUCCCUGAAUCCAAAAAACAGCGGAAAGGAAAGGUUUGUUCAGAAAAGGAUUCAGUUAACCUUCAUGUCCCCGUAUGUAUUAGAAGGAAACAUCCAUUUGCAAAUUUCCUAUUUAACCCUAAUGUUGAAAAAAAGUGUUGUCAAAAUGGUUUAUAUUAUGUUUUAAGGAAUUGUGCUGAUAUUUUUAAUAGUUCUAAUGUCUGGGGUAAGAAUGUAUUUUUCCUUCAAAUGCAACAGAUGCUAUUUUUUUUUCCAAAGUUUUUUUGUGAUAUAGGAGUAAAACCUUGCCAAGCCUCUGUGUUUAGUUAGAAUAAAAACAUGUUUCUUUGUUUUUUUUAUUAUUUUAAGUUUCCACAGUGUGUGUUUGUGUGUGUCUAGUAAUCUAAUUUUCCUGGAAAAAUAUAGUUAUAUCAUCCAACAGUCCUAUCAUAGGUAGACUUCAACUUUUUACUUGUUGAUGUUGUUAUUGCUGCUUGCUUCCUGUUCCAGAGUGAUGACAGUGAGAUUGAUGCAGAUGAGGAUAAUGAGGAAGACGAAGAUGAAGACGAGGAAGGUGAAGAAGAAGAGAGGAGGGAGGAGG